This is a messenger RNA of Vidua chalybeata, 3845 nucleotides long. RefSeq names its product netrin-4-like. Gene Ontology annotation, biological process: basement membrane assembly; substrate adhesion-dependent cell spreading; cell migration. The record is from RefSeq and is a predicted model, not a curated record. Gene Ontology annotation, molecular function: protein binding. Lineage: Eukaryota; Metazoa; Chordata; Aves; Passeriformes; Viduidae. Gene Ontology annotation, cellular component: laminin trimer. The transcript has 10 exons. The coding region runs from base 18 to 1949 and encodes 643 amino acids.
AUAUUUUACUGACAGCCAUGCAGCAUAAAGGCAUCAUGCUGAUUGUGUUCUUGGAAUAUUUUAUUUCUGGACAUGGGGAAGCAGAUCCCACGAGGCCACGAGCCUUCCGCUGCAACGGCCGUGCCUGCAACCCUCCCGUGGGAAACCUCGCCACGGGAAGGACACCAGUGACCACCAGCACGUGUGGCCAGAACAGCACAGAGCUCUACUGCUUCUACCCAGACCAGAACCUCCUCCACCACGUCUCCCCUGGCUGUGGGCAGCCCCGCUGCACCAAAUGCAACAUCAACCAGCCCGAUAACUCCCACCUUCCUGCUGACAUGACAGAUGAUUUCUUUGCAAACCCCAUCUCCUGGUGGCAGUCUGCCCAAGGGGUACACAGAGAAGAAAUCCGACUGGACUUUGAAACAGAAUUCUACCUGACCCACGUCAUUGCUGUGUUCAAGUCACCUCGCCCAGCUGCGAUGGUGUUGGAAAGGUCCCAGGAUUAUGGGCAGACUUGGAGGCCCUACAAGUAUUUCUCUGUCAACUGUACAGCUACUUUUGGGCUCCAGGAUGAUCUCAUUGAGGAAGGCUCCAUGUGCACUUCCAGGUAUUCAGAUGCAGUGCCCUGCACCAGAGGAGAGGUGAUUUAUCGUGCCUUAAGUCCGGCUAACAAGAUCGAAGACCCUUACAGUCCUGAGGCUCAGGAUCUCCUGAAGCUCACCAACCUCCGCCUGCUUUUGUUAAAAAGACAGGAAUGUCCAUGCCAUGGCUCAGGAUUGGUAGAGAAACCCCAAAGAUUUGCCCACUAUGCUAUUUAUGACCUGAUCAUCCGGGGAAGCUGCUUUUGCAAUGGGCAUGCAGAGGAAUGUGAGCUUGCCAACAGGACGGGACCAUUUGAUGCACUCUCUUUUCCCUGGCAGGUCCAUGGGAAGUGUGUGUGCAGACACAACACGGCAGGGGACCACUGUGAGAAAUGUGCUCCGCUCUACAACGACCAGCCUUGGAAGCCAGGAGAUGGGAAAACAGGGGCACCUAAUGAAUGCAGAAAGUGUCGCUGUCACAACCACGCCGAGAGCUGCCACUUCGACCUGGGCGUGUGGCUGGCCUCGGGGAAGCGCAGUGGGGGAGUCUGUGACAACUGCAAGCACAACACGGAGGGACAUCGGUGCCAGAGGUGCAAACCUGGCUUUUACCGGGACAGAGGGAAGCCCAUGUCUUCUCCAGAGGUCUGCAAACCCUGUGCCUGCCAGCCCACGGGUUCAGCCAACGCCACGUUCAGCAGCAGCUGGAGAUGCCACCCCCGGACAGGAUUCUGCUACUGCAAACCAGGAGUGGCAGGUCCCAACUGUGACAGGUGCCUCGUGGGCUACUGGGGCUUUGGAGAAAAUGGCUGUCGCCCCUGUGACUGCGCCAGGGACUGUGACCAGCGCACUGGGACCUGUUUCAAUGGCUAUGACAGUGAGCCCUUCUUUCACAUCCCCAUCGGGGGACGAAUUCCCGACCUCGUCCAAACGCCAGCCAACGAGAGCGAGGAGGAGUGGAAAUGGAACGAUCACGAGCAGGGAUUUUCUGCACUGAGGCACCCAGAGAAGUGUGUGUGCAAAGAAAAGGUGCUCGGAAGCGUCAGUGACUUCUGCCAAAUGAAAUAUGCCUAUGUAAUAAAAGCAAGAAUCCUGUCUGCUCAUGACAAAGGGACCCAUGCAGAAGUUGUUGUGAAAGUGAAGAAGGUCCUGAAAUCAGGGAAAGUGAAAAUUGCUCGGAGCAACAGAAGCAUUUACCCAGAAUCAUGGACCAACAGGGGCUGUACGUGUCCCAUUCUCAAUCCUGGUACUGACUAUCUUAUAGCAGGCCAGGAGGACUCUAGGACUGGCAAACUUCUUGUGAACAUGAACAGCCUGGUAAAACCCUGGAAGGCAUAUUUGGGAAAACAAGUAUCAGAUAUUCUUCGAACUGGAUGCAAAUAAUUUCUGCUUCAGAAAUUACAGUGCUGGACUUUGCCUUUUAGUAACACUGCAGUGAAAGGCGUAGUUAGUUCAAGCAUUCUCAUUCAACAUGUUCCUAGCUGAAGUGAGGAAAGCAGACCUGCCAUCCCUCUUUUCAUGUGCUUAGACAGGAAACUUGGGACAUGACUACUUUAACAAAAAAAAAAAAAAAGCACAGCCUUAUCAUACAAGAUUACCUAGUGCAUCAUAUAUAGAUCACAAGUCAGUUCUUCACUUGAGCCUGAUUCCAGCCAGAAUCAUUUUACAAGGCAAAACUAAAGAUAUGGACUAGUGUUUCUAUACUUCAGGCCAGAGUCUGAUAAUAAUAUGCAUAAACUGCUUUCAUAAUACAUUCAUUACUGGAGUGUAAUUUUCUUUAUAAAUGACCACUAAAAGGCAGCAAUUUCUUUCAGCUUUACAAGUGGCAUAAAACUAAAUAAGCAUAUAAGAGAGCUCAAACUGAUUUACCAUCAGACUGCAGUUAUGCCAAUAUAAUAGGCUGCUUUUUAGGAGACAAUAUUAUCCCACUGCCCAGCAGAAACAAACAUGUGGCUUAUCUCAGGACAGUGUCCUUUAGACAUGUGCACUGCUAUCAUCAAUGCUUAGUGCUGAGCUCUGCUGCAGAAACCACCUUGGCUCAAACUCCAUUCCCAAUCCAACUCUGUGCUGUAGUAUUUAGUCUGCAACACCACAAAGGUUUCACAGCAAUAACUGCAAAUAAGCCUUAAUUAUAAGAAAAAGCCAAAGCGUGAGGAACUAGCAGCUGCUCUAAAGUGGAAAUUGUGACACUACAAAAGCCACAAAGCAGAAACAGGAGGUAAAUGGACUGGCUGGAGCAUGUAUCAAAUGAGGUAAGCUGUAGUUCUGGGAGAGCAACCUGGCUGUUCCAGCUGUGCUCAAGACCACUGGCCCUCGAGUGCACUUAGUGCUUUCAUUGUGCUUUAUUUCUCUUGGUCACACUUCAGGGCAAGAUGCUGAAACUCUGCUUCCUUCCCAUAGUGCCUGAGGAUUAUUUCUCCCUCUGCAAAAGUACAGGAGUGGUAACAUCUGCACUCCAGGUAAAAUUAGUUCUGCUCUGCAAAAGCAUUAUUUCUAAAUCAAUUUUACCCUAUAGUAAUCAAGAGGUAGCUACUUAAAUCCUUCCCUAACACAGAAUUUUGAGGAAAUUGAAGUUUGAGAAUCUGUCCCCUGUUUAAGGACUCACAACCAAAUGAAGUUGGUUGGAGCACUCUCUCUUCAACUAAGGAAAAAUCACAAUGAAUCAAUCUAUAUUCUUUCAGGGAGUUACAGAGAAAGAGAAGCACACAUGCUACUUUUGCAUGUUUCAAUUCCAUGUCUAAUUUUUAAUACUCCUAGGGAAGAGGAGAUGUUUUCAUUUAGCACUGUCUGACUGCUAAGUGGGACACCUAGAAACCCUAAUACUAAUGUAGAACAAUGGAAAUCCAGCCUACAACUUACGUCAUUGUUUUGAUCACUUUACCAAUGAGAACAUAAAAAUUCAGCCUCUUCCAUUCUAUUUACUGCUAUUUUACUUUGAAUUUCACAUUGAUUAACAGCAGAGAUAUCCUCAGCUCAUUUGGAAAUGCAUGACAGGCAAAAAAAGGAAAAGUUUUUUGUGGGUUUUUUUUUUCUGUGGUUUUUUUUUUUUUUUUUUUUUUUUUUUUUUUUAGGGGAAAAAAAAGCUCCAAUUUGUUUCCCAACAGGAUAUAAACAGUGUUUCUAGUGUUUCUUCCUCCCUCUUUUUCAGGAAAUUUCCCUUCCUCCACUUCUUUCCCCCUUUGACUUCAUAAUUUAUUUGUUGUUACCUAAACUGGUAUCCAACAAUGUGGCAUCUCCAACAAGCUAUUUAAUUAAUGCAAUAAAACACUUUUUAACCAA